AUGGCUCCUCCGACCGCUCCCGCCAAGAAGGCCACGGCCUCGAAGCCCAAGACUCCCAGCUACCAGGACAUGAUCACUGACGCUAUUGUCAACCUCAAGGAUCGCAAUGGAUCCAGCCGCCAGUCCCUCAAGAAGUACGUCAAGGCCAACAACGCCCUGAACGUCCAGACGGACAAGAUGUUCGACUCCCUGUUCAACAAAGCGCUCAAGAAUGGCGUGGACAAGGGUGUUUUCGAGCAGCCCAAGGGUCCCUCCGGUGGCACCAAGCUCGCCAAGAAGAAGGCUGCUGCCGAGAAGAAGCCCGCGCCUAAGAAGGAGGCCGCGCCCAAGAAGGAGCCUGCCCCCAAGAAGGAGUCCGCGCCCAAGAAGGCUGCCGCCCCUAAGAAAGCCGCCGCUCCGGCUGCUGCCAAGAAGGAGACUGCUACUGAGAAGAAGCCCGCUCCCAAGAAGGCCGCUGCCCCCAAGAAGGCUGCUGCCCCCAAGAAGGCCGCCGCUCCCGCUACCAAGACUGGACGCGUGACCAAGCCCGCCGCUGCCAAGAAGGCCGCCCCCAAGAAGGCGACGCCGAAGAAGGCUGCUGCUGCUACUGCUAAGGCGUAA
Molecule: messenger RNA, 600 nt
Organism: Geosmithia morbida
Lineage: Eukaryota; Fungi; Ascomycota; Sordariomycetes; Hypocreales; Bionectriaceae
Product: histone H1/5
Exons: 4
Coding region: 1-600 (199 amino acids)
Biological process (GO): nucleosome assembly
Cellular component (GO): nucleosome
Molecular function (GO): structural constituent of chromatin; DNA binding
Source: RefSeq, a predicted model, not a curated record